GGUGUGGACACUCGGGGCUCGGGGCUCGGGCUCCCGCUCCCUCGAAGCCUGUCGGGCCUUGCGCUGCCCUGCUCGCCCGGUCCGGGUGGGCAGGUGCGUGUGGGAGCCCGGAGUGUCGGCGCCAGAGCCUUCAGACCUGAGUUCGAGUUCUGCCUAGGUUGCCUAGGAGCUGCGUGACCUUGGGCAAGGGCCCGCCUCAUUCUGGCCCUCGCUUUCCCCACCUGCAAAAUGAGAGGCUCACAUUGUCUGUUUAGCCUAGUAACCCUCUGAGUCGGCCUGCUAGGCCACAAAGCCCCCACCCCGUGAGGGGUGUCACGGGGGUGAAGGCGGCGGCCGCUCCAAGUGCUGGGGACAUGUAGGACAUGGCUCUUGUGCUUGUGUUCCCCGGUCAGGUGCUAAGGAGGUGUCUGAAAAAUCAAGUCGACAAGCAUUUAUUGUCUUUGUUAUUCUUCACAACAGUAAUGACAGCUGGCAUUCAUUUAGCACUUUGAGACUGUGUAGAUUGCUAAGAAGACUUGCAAUCCAAUCACACACGCCUAUUCCAGAAAGGUGGUACUCAUGGAAGAGGAACAGGACUUACCAGAGCAGCCAGUGAAGAAAGCCAAGAUGCAGGAUUCAGGAGAGCAGAAUUUAAGUCAGGUGAGCAACCCUGAAGGCAGUGAUCAGAAACCUGAAACUUCAAGUCUUUCUUCAAACCUUACCAUGUCAGAUGAAAUUAUGACAUGUGCUGAUUACAUCCCUCAAUCAUCAAAUGAUUAUACCUCACAGAUGUAUUCUGCAAAACCUUAUGCACAUAUCCUCUCAGUCCCUGUAUCGGAGACUGCUUACUCUGGCCAGACUCAGUACCAGACACUUCAGCAGUCUCAACCCUAUGCUGUUUACCCUCAGGCAUCCCAACCUUAUGGACUACCUCCUUUUGGUGCAUUGUGGCCAGGUAUGAAACCUGAAAGUGGUUUAAUUCAGACUCCAGCUCCAAGUCAACACAGUGUUCUUACCUGCACUACAGGGCUAACCACAGGCCAGCCAAGCCCAGCACAUUACUCUUAUCCCAUUCAAGCUUCAAGUACCAAUGCCAGCCUGAUCUCCUCUUCAUCCACAAUUGCCAAUAUUCCAGCAUCAGCAGUUGCCAGCAUCUCAAACCAGGACUAUCCUACAUACACCAUCCUUGGCCAGAGUCAGUACCAGGCAUGCUACCCCAGCUCCAGCUUUGGGGUCACAGCCCAGACAACCAGUGACACCGAGAGUCCUGCAUUAACAGCAGCCACCUACCAGACUGAGAAACCCAGUGUCAUGACGCCUGCCCCAGCAGCAGUACAGAGACUUUCUCCUGGUGAUCCUUCCAGCCCAUCUCUGUCCCGGGCUACGCCAAGUAAGGACUCCGAAGAGCAAUUGAGAAAAAGCACGCCAGCCAAGAACCGGGGCAAGAGAAGAGCCGACGCUGCGCUGGCCCCAGACAGUGAGCUGGAACGGGUGUUUCUCUGGGACUUGGAUGAAACCAUCAUCAUCUUCCAUUCUCUUCUCACAGGAUCCUAUGCCCAGAAAUAUGGAAAGGACCCAAGAGUUGUGAUUGGCUCAGGUUUAACUAUGGAAGAGAUGAUUUUUGAGGUCGCUGACACACAUCUCUUUUUCAAUGACUUGGAGGAAUGUGACCAAGUGCAUGUGGAAGACGUGGCAUCUGAUGACAAUGGACAGGAUUUAAGCAACUACAGUUUCUCCACGGAUGGUUUCAGCGGCUCAGGAGGUAGUGCGGGUCAUGGCUCAGCUGUAGGUGUGCAGGGAGGAGUGGACUGGAUGAGGAAGCUGGCUUUCCGCUAUCGCAAAGUGAGAGAAAUCUAUGACAAACACAAAAGCAACGUGGGUGGCCUUCUCAGUCCCCAGAGGAAGGAAGCACUUCAGAGACUAAGAGCAGAAAUUGAAGUCUUAACUGAUUCCUGGCUGGGAACAGCACUAAAGUCAUUACUUCUCAUUCAGUCUAGAAAGAAUUGUGUGAAUGUCUUGAUCACAACCACACAGCUAGUGCCUGCUCUGGCCAAGGUCCUCCUGUAUGGCCUGGGAGAAGUGUUUCCCAUCGAGAACAUCUACAGUGCCACUAAAAUAGGGAAGGAGAGCUGCUUUGAGAGAAUCGUGUCUCGAUUUGGCAAGAAAGUUACCUACGUAGUGAUCGGAGAUGGGCGGGAUGAGGAAAUUGCAGCCAAACAGCACAACAUGCCUUUCUGGCGGAUCACAAACCACGGAGACCUUGUGUCACUCCACCAAGCCCUGGAACUGGAUUUCCUGUAAGGAUGGGAGCUGAGAUGCCAGCCCCAUGAGCCCUUCUCCUCCCCACGGGGGCACUCCUCUCCUCAGAAUGAGACGCGAGCCCAGCUGGAGCCCAGGGCAGGCCGGGACAGUUUGUUUUCUCCAGGAGGGGCAUCCAUCCCAGGGCACACCCUGGUAGCGAAGCAGGCGACGGAUGGAGAGAACGGCAGUCUCACCUUAGCUACAGUGAUUUAAUUCUUCUCCUUUUGUUUUCUUUAAAAAAGAAAAAAAAAAAUCCCUGAGGCAGAGUUGUGCUCAAAUGUAGUGUGUGAUGGGAAAACACAGUGCUAUUAACUUGUGGUCAAUAGGUUAGAAGCAGAAAACUCUUGUGACCUCUCUCCGUCCUUUGUAGUCUAUUUAGCUAUUGAAUUUAUUCCCGGUGAAUGGAUGUGCUAUUUUUAUAGGUCAGGGUCUGGUCUCUGAAGCAGAUUUUCUCUUUGUCCCUUUAGUAAGCCAAAAGUUGGGGAACAGGAGGAUAGAUUUUCUUGGAAAACAUGAAAUGAAUCGUCUCUGAUCUCCAUUACCCGUGCCAGUAGCUUUUCCUUGGCCCCUUUCUGUUCUCCACUUUGAGGUUGGGUGCCAACUCCCUCCUCCUCGCUGCCCUCCUCCCCAGCUGUCCUGAACCAUCUCUCAUUUGGGCUUGCCCCCUCCUGCUGAGGUCACCCAGUAUAGGGACUGGUCCUUAAGGAGCUGUAGGGGGGAGGCACCCAAGCCUCUGCACUACAGAGCGCCCCCCCCACAAGUGACCUUCUGUCAUGUAAUGCCUGUUGUGAAAACAUCUUCUCUAUCCCUGAGCCUCCCUUGCCAAACCCAGGAGAAACAGCCCUGAUUCCUACCCGCCCCCUUCCACGGUGUCUGCCCUAUCCCCACAAGUGCCAGGCAUCUGUCCACCGGGCCAGCCCGAGCAGCCCAGGAGAAGGCCCUUGUACCUCUUUGCACAUGUCCCAUCUCGGUGGUGCCCUGGGCCUGCUCUUCUCCCUCUCUCCCAGUCCUUGUCGCUGCCUCCUCAGGCUGGCCCACCAGCCUCCUCUCGGGCUCUGCCCACACCUCUGGGGCAGCCCCUCUUCUGCCAACAGCCACGGGGACAUAGCCCAGGCCCCUUUUCCCUGUGUAGAUGCUGCUGCUGGGCCCGGGCACUGCACUAGGCCCUUGGACCUGAAGCAGGGUUAGCCCCGACAUCCGAGGGCUGGUGUUUGCUCUCCGUUGGUUAAGCUGCAGGAAUGCCAGGCAUUUGGGCUGUUGCUGGGACCCGAUUUUCCACUGGCUCCCAGUUAGAUGGCAUCUUUGGGGCUCCCUCUGCCAGGCUGGAGAUCCUGGGGAAUACUCGAUAGAAGAGGAACGGCUCAGUCUGCCUCUUGACCUGUAGCCUCACCUUGGCCUCCAACCAGACAGGAACCUGGCUGGGGGCUUCAGAAGGCUCUGCUGCCUCUCUUCCAGAGGGCUGCACUCUGCCAGCCUAAAGGGAAGGGCCCAACCCUGCCCGAAGCAGGAGCAAGAAGCAAAGGGGACACUGGCCCUAGGACGAAAAGGGCCUGGAUCUUAAUGCCCUAAGAAGCCGCCCCCUCCAUCUCUCAGAAUUGGCAGAAGGCUCUCAGUCAGAUGCACCUUGACCUGCAGAGCAACAUUAGGAAGAUGAGCCUCCCUUCUCUCUGGUUCUCUUGCUUCUCUCACACCUACCCCCGAGGAUGCCGUGCCGUGAACUGGGCAAGAACAGUAGAGGAAUCCGCCCUCCACCUUCCAACACCUGUCACCCCAUAAAGAGUUCUCCACUCCUGUGAUGUAGGGAGCCUAGAACCCUGGGAGCUUCCCCCCAUUACAGGGGCCACGUUCAUUCCUGGCCAAUAGCAGGGUGCCGGUUGUUCACAGGUGAACUCUGACCUUGCCCAGGGAGGAAGCUCUCCCACCUGGAGGGCAACUGGGCCACUCCCAUCCCCUUGGGCCCCCUGCCCCAAAGGGGAGGCCUGGAGGAGUCUGCCCCUACUUUACCACUUUGCAGUGUUCUCCCUACUCAGCACACACAUCCCUUGUCUCCAAGAGGAAUCUUUGUAAUGGAGAAAUCUGUGUUGGGCUGGGCCCGGUAGGGCAGGAGCCAAGGAAAGCUCUGAAUCCUUUAGUUGCUAAUAGUCUAAUGGAACAUGCCCGAAACUCUUUGUAUUUGAGACAAUCCCCCACGGAAUUAGCCAAGUGAACGACACUUCCACCAGACGUUGGUUCCCGUAAGAUGGGUCCAAAAACUCCCCCUGGUGAUCCGGAGCUGUCGGGAGACCCUGGGCUCAUAGUGUAGCUUCACUCUCGAAUGUAAAACUGACCGUGCCUUAGCGUCACCAUGUCCAGAGCACUGACAGGGCCGUCCAUGUGUCCGUGAGAUGGAGUGGCCCCCGGCCAGCCCACACUCCUGCUUAGGCCCCCUCCACAAUGUGCGGAUCUGCUUUGAUUUGGUUUUUUUCCUUGCAUCCUCUGCCGAGAGGUCAGUGCAAAGGGCGGCCAUCCUCGCUCCAGGUAAUGCUCUCAGGCCUGCUUCCAUGGAAGGAUAGGAUGGCGGCAGAUUGCAUUUGAGGGGAAAUGCUGGCGGCCACUGGGCUCUUCCCAGCCAGAGUGAGUGUGUGGGCGCUGCCAGAGCCCAGGAGCUACGGGCUGCAGAUCAUGCAUGAGCACGACUGAACCCCCUCCCGGGAGCUGAGCUGGACAGAAGGCCGCAGCGGGUCCUGCGAGGGCAGUCUCGCUUUGCAGAACUUCCCAACCCCAGAGACAAAUUUCAUUUCUCACCAUUCCUUGUUUUGUUAUUUGUUCAGAAACUGAAGCAUUCAAACUAUAGAAACCAGAUUUGAAUCCCAGGAGGUCUCGGGCCACAGGAAAGAAAUUGUCACGUCCCGACCCUGGGUGAUCCCGGUAGCAGUGGUCCAGUCCUCCCUUUGUUCCCUCUCAGAAGGCUGGAAAGCAGAACUUGGCUAGUCCCUAAUGCACUGACAGGAACUAUCCCCCUUAAGGACUGAUUCUGCUCAAAACUGGAUUUUCCCUCUGGACUUAAGAUGCCUCAAAGCAGGAAUACACAUUGGAUUUGGAAUAUUUAUGUGACCGAGGGCAUUCGUGGCUGUAGAUUCCUUGACCAUAAUGUUAUAUGUAAUGGGAACUAUCUUAUAAACUUGAAAAAAAAUAAAGUUUUUAUUUUCUAUACAAUUGACUUCUGGCCCAUCUUCUAAAGGGACACACGAGCAUUGAGACACAAGCCACUGACUUUAAAACUCAGCAAGGUUCCUCCCCAAAGGGUGGCUGGGCACAAGAAGCUCUACUGAGGGCAGGGGCCAGGGGGAAAGUAUCCAGGACGAGACUUGGUUUCUCGUGGAUUUUCUGUUUCCGGCUCAGUAUAACCUCCAAUACAUCCAUUUUCCUCUCUACUCCCAUUUCUUGUUUUCAUUUUUAAAGAAAAAAGGAAUGGAUUGGACGAUUUCUAAAAUUCCCUAGCAGGAACCAGUUGCUACAGCAGGAGUCCUGAACUUCCAGGCCUGAGAAAAGGCCAUCUGUCCUUAACAUGCGAGGGCUGCUGCUGGUUCUUUUGGGGUGAGAGGCUUCUUCUUGAGGCAGGCAGAGCCCCACCUUUCUAGGAGAGCCGGGCUCGGGCACAGCACAUUCAGAGGCCCUUUCUCCGGAAGAGAUGCCAGGUUACCGGCCACAAAGAAUGACACAUCAGUCUGUGGAGCCAGUGGUCUUCCUAGCUGGGACAAGCUCCUGGAGGAGCAGUGUUAGGGCCUGGGGACCAGAGCAGAAGGGGCCCCCACA
Molecule: messenger RNA, 6075 nt
Organism: Sarcophilus harrisii (Tasmanian devil)
Lineage: Eukaryota; Metazoa; Chordata; Mammalia; Dasyuromorphia; Dasyuridae
Gene: EYA3
Product: EYA transcriptional coactivator and phosphatase 3
Exons: 18
Coding region: 559-2280 (573 amino acids)
Biological process (GO): negative regulation of extrinsic apoptotic signaling pathway in absence of ligand; multicellular organism development; cell differentiation
Cellular component (GO): nucleus
Molecular function (GO): protein tyrosine phosphatase activity
Source: RefSeq, a predicted model, not a curated record